AUGCAUUAUGAAAUAAAUGAUAAUAUCCAACCGAUUUUUAAUGAUAUUCGAAUUGAUCUUCGAGGUAUUGAUUUGAAUAAUAAUCAAUAUACAACUGAAAAUGAUCAACGAUCACAUAGUUCAAUACCAAGUCGAAUAUCAAGAUAUUCAGAAUAUCCUCAAGUUCGACCAACAAAUCCAUUAUAUUUAAGUCAAUCAACUAUUAGAACACAAGGUUCAAAUCCAUUACCAUCAAUUUCAAAAAGUUCAGCAACAUUAGUUAAUCGUCGUCAAAAAUUUGAUCCUCAAGCACCACGUCGUCCAUCUGAUUGGCGAUGGUUAGCUAUCUUAUGUAUUAUUCUUUUUUUUCCACUUGGUUUAUUUGCAUUUGCAUUUGCUACUAAAGCACAAAAUAAAUUUCGUAAUGGUUUUAUAAUAGAUUCACAUAAACUUAAUAAUUAUGCUUUAAUUCUUUGUAUUUUAUCAAUAUUAUGUGGUAUUACAUUAAUUAUUGGUCUUCUAUUUGGUUUUGAUGCUUGGCCACGAACAAAUGGAUAA
Molecule: messenger RNA, 537 nt
Organism: Rotaria sordida
Lineage: Eukaryota; Metazoa; Rotifera; Eurotatoria; Philodinida; Philodinidae
Source: the annotation of a GenBank genome assembly